UUUUGAACUGUUGUGCAUUAUUUCUCCUUGCUCAUCUGAUUUUACUUAUGUGUUUAGUGUCCGCCUGAUUACUCGGCUUUAGCUGUCAUACUCGCAUUUUUAUUCUGACAUAUAUAGCAAUGAGUAACGUAAGAUCUCGUGACGCAGGUUUUUAGAAAGGGAGUUACUUUUGAACUGUUGAUCUGUGAAAAUGCGACACGCACGUGAGGUGACAUAUACGAUGCUCAUGAGAGCGUAUGCCACAGCUUCAAAGACUGAGACCGUCGCUUCUAACAGGAAAACAGGACUGAAAGCAGCAGAUAUCGCGAACAGACUCCGGAGUGAAAAAGAAAAACGGACAGAUGACAAAAAUGAGGUUCCGGUGUCACCUCUACAGAACAGAGUGAAUGAACUCAAACAGUUCACUCAGCAGCUACAGUCUAUUCACCCUAGUGUGCUCGCAAAAGCUCUUUACAGGAGCAUGCUUUAUGAAGACCAAAACAUAAUCGCCAUAAAUAAACCAUAUGGUGUGCCUUUGCAUAAUGUAGAUGGCAUCAGAAACUGCAUUGCAGAGUGUCUGCCUUUGCUGGCAAAGAUAACUGAUGGCAUGCAGGCAGGAUCACAGUUGCAUUUGUGCCACAGUCUAGAAAAAGAGUCUACUGGAGUUUUGAUCCUGGCUAAAACAGAGGAAGCAGCUGAACAUGUACAAACACUCAUCAGAUCACACAAAGUGGAAAGGACAUUCUUGGCGGUCACUGUAGGUGUGCCUGUUCCAUCAGAGGGGGUGAUUGACAUUCCUAUUAUAGAGAAGGAGGUCAUGGGGCCUCAGCCGCAUUUUAAGAUGGGUCUGAGCCCAUUGUUCAAAGUGAAUGAGGAGGGAGAUGGAGUGACCAGGGUGAGAGCUAAUCGGCAGGCACAAAAUGCAGUCACACAGUAUCGGGUUCUGGACAGCACCAGUGGCUGCAGCUUGGUGGAACUACAGCCUGUCACAGGUGUAAAAAACCAACUUCGAGUACACAUGGCUCUUGCUUUGACCUGCCCCAUUCUCGGAGACCAUAAAUAUGCUCACUGGAACAAACUAGCACCCCAGAAGCUGCCAGAGGGCACACUGCGACGGCUGGGCUUGGUGCAGAGUAAAACACGAUAUCUCCCUCUUCACCUGCACUCCCGAAGGAUCGUUCUGCCACGGGUCAAAGGUCAUGGCGACAUUACGGUGUCCUGCCCCCUUCCUAAAUACUUCACCAAUGCCUUGAAGAGACUACAGAUACCACUACCAGGAAAAGAAUGAAAUGGAUCACACAGCUAUUAACUCCUAUUGAAAAGUGUUAACAGUUGCAUUGGAUUUGAUUUUGUAAAAAAGGUCAUGUACAAAUCGGAUAUUUUGUUGUUGUGCGUUCUGAAGGGUUUGGUUCCAGACUUUGUAAUAAAAGAUCACUGAAAAUGUUUAAUGGAGAAAAAUUACAUAUUUUGCCCAACCUGUAA
Ctenopharyngodon idella (grass carp) is the source of this 1461-nucleotide messenger RNA. It is a transcript of the gene rpusd4, whose product is annotated as RNA pseudouridine synthase D4. Lineage: Eukaryota; Metazoa; Chordata; Actinopteri; Cypriniformes; Xenocyprididae. The transcript is spliced from 7 exons. Gene Ontology annotation, molecular function: RNA binding; pseudouridine synthase activity. Gene Ontology annotation, biological process: pseudouridine synthesis. The coding region runs from base 191 to 1267 and encodes 358 amino acids. The record is from RefSeq and is a predicted model, not a curated record.